AUGAAGGCCUCUCCACUGCUGAUCUCGUGGCACAACGACAAUGCCCCCAUCUAUUCUGUACACUUUGAUCCCAAUGGCAAGAGCCGACUAGCAACGGCUGGAAAUGAUAACAAUGUUCGACUUUGGCGACUCGAAUGUACCGGAGAAGAACGCAAAGUGUCGUAUUUGAGUACACUGGUGAAGCAUACACAAGCAGUGAAUGUGGUCCGAUUUUGUCCGAAGGGUGAGAUGUUGGCAUCUGCUGGAGACGAUGGCAAUGUUUUGUUAUGGGUUCCCUCAGAGGUACAAACACAGCCUGGACUUGGCGAGGACCGGUCGGACGACAAGGAGACCUGGCGGGUGAAGCACAUGUGUCGUUCCUCUGGGGCCGAGAUCUACGACCUGGCCUGGUCGCCGGAUGGAGUCUUUAUUAUCACGGGCAGCAUGGAUAACAUUGCUCGAAUCUACAACGCUCAAAAUGGGCAAAUGGUACGCCAGAUUGCGGAGCAUUCCCAUUAUGUGCAGGGUGUCGCGUGGGAUCCCCUCAAUGAAUUCGUCGCGACUCAGUCAUCCGACCGAUCGAUUAUGAAGAUGGAUCUGCCGGCCAAGCGUAUCUCAUCCAGCAGUCCUGCCCCGGAGCCAUCUAGCAGGCCUUCACAAAGCACGACCAACUCCAUUGCUAUCGCAUCCCCUGCUCCAUCAACACCGGGAACACCCAUGACCUCGAAUCUACCCAUGGAUCCUCCUCCGGUUUCUCACAGUCGCCGUUCCUCGUUUGGUUCGUCCCCAUCGAUUCGGCGGUCCGCUUCUCCUGCUCCAUCCCUACCACUACCUGCCGUGAAGCCCCUAGAGGUCUCAUCCCCGAGUCUUCUUGGCGGUCUUGGUGUGAAGAACGCCAGCAUCUAUGCAAAUGAAACUUUCACGUCAUUCUUCCGGCGACUAACAUUUACUCCGGACGGGAGCCUUUUGUUUACACCGGCUGGCCAGUAUAAGACUUCUAAUGUCUCGGCCAACGAUCCCUCGAAAACAACCGACGAGAUUAUCAACACCGUCUACGUCUACACACGGGCUGGUUUCAACAAGCCGCCUAUCUCUCAUCUACCUGGCCACAAGAAGCCUUCCGUAGCGGUCAAGUGCUCGCCUAUCUAUUACACCCUGAAGCAAGGCGUACAGCCGGUCAAGAACAUGACGGUCGACACAUCAGCAGGAGGAGAGGCGAUGUUCCCUCCUCUGCCAGACUCUGUCGUGGCCUCGAAUACAUCCUCUACCAGCAAGCCUUCCAUGGAUCCACCAUCUUCUAACCCCGCAGGUGGUGAUGCAUCAAAGCCUCAGCCUUCACCCAAGACCUCUGAUGGCAAUGAUGCAGGAAUGGCGCCAGUUUUUGCCCUUCCGUAUCGCAUAAUCUAUGCCAUUGCUACACAAGACGCCGUUCUGGUAUAUGACACACAACAACAGACUCCCUUGUCUGUUGUAAGCAACCUUCACUUUGCUACCUUUACAGACUUGAGUUGGUCCAAUGAUGGAUUGACGUUGAUUAUGAGCUCUUCUGAUGGGUUCUGUUCUACUCUUUCAUUUGCCCCCGGAGAGCUGGGCCAAGUCUACACGGGUCCGACCUCGACUGGUUCAAAUCCAGUCAGCUCAAAUCCAGUCAGCUCAAAUCCCCCUUCGACCAAUAUCACACCUCUACCAACUCCAACACAUGUUCCGUCACCAAUAAAAGCGGCCCAUGCACCGGCAAGCAGUGGAGGCUUUGCGACGGCUAACAACGGCCAAGUGCCUCCAGCCAGCCCUGCACGGUCUAACUCGGCGGGCUCAGUCGCAACCCAAUCUUCAACACAGCAGUCCGCAGCUGUGAUCAACAACCCGACCCCGACCCUUGGCUCUGUGCCUUCGGUGACAGCAACGAACUCGGCGCAGCCCUCUGCCCUUCCCCUCACGACGCCCCCGCACACUCCCCUGCCAAAUACCGUGAUACCAUCCAUUGGCAGUGUUCUUGGCAAGCGCGACGCACCCGCCACCAGCGAAUCUGAAAAGGAGGACAGCAAGGGCUCUGAAUCGGCGGCGGCGACACAGCAGCCAAAGAAGCGCCGGAUUGCCCCGACCCUAAUCUCUGCCGGUACUGAUUCAGCGUCAUCCAAAGACCAAUCCGAGAAUCCUAAUGCCGGAAGCUGA
Molecule: messenger RNA, 2151 nt
Organism: Penicillium subrubescens
Lineage: Eukaryota; Fungi; Ascomycota; Eurotiomycetes; Eurotiales; Aspergillaceae
Exons: 7
Coding region: 1-2151 (716 amino acids)
Biological process (GO): DNA replication-dependent chromatin assembly; nucleosome assembly
Cellular component (GO): CAF-1 complex; nucleus
Molecular function (GO): protein binding
Source: RefSeq, a predicted model, not a curated record